This is a messenger RNA of Ogataea haglerorum, 456 nucleotides long. RefSeq lists its product as uncharacterized. The transcript is spliced from 2 exons. Bases 1 to 456 code for a protein of 151 amino acids. Gene Ontology annotation, molecular function: U12 snRNA binding; pre-mRNA intronic binding. Gene Ontology annotation, cellular component: U12-type spliceosomal complex. The record is from RefSeq and is a predicted model, not a curated record. Lineage: Eukaryota; Fungi; Ascomycota; Pichiomycetes; Pichiales; Pichiaceae. Gene Ontology annotation, biological process: mRNA splicing, via spliceosome.
AUGGGUGAGAACGUCAAUUUUCAGGGUGCCGAGGACUGGCUGGAGAAGAAUGGAGUUGAAGUGAUCAAUUUAAAGAGCGAAGAAUGUGAAAAAUUGAUGGCCAAGUUUAUUAAAGAGCGGCCUGGAGAUUGUUCCAAACGCGCCAAGACACCCAGACACAAGGCGAACUAUACUCUGUACAUUAAGAAUCUCAAUGAUAAACUUCCUGCUGCAAAACUAAAACAAAACCUCUACAUUCUCUUUAGUACUUAUGGAGACGUGAUAGCCAUUAAUUGCACUAAUCGAGGGAAGUUCAGAGGACAGGCCUGGGUCGCACUGAGCUCGAUCGAAGAAGCCCAGGCAGCCUUAUCCAGCUUGAACGGCCAGCUGUUUUUUGGAAAACAGCUGGUGAUACAAUACAGCAAUACCAAGAGCCAUAUUAUAGAACAGCUCGAACAAGAUGAAAAUGUAUUAUAG